Molecule: messenger RNA, 252 nt
Organism: Rhinocladiella mackenziei CBS 650.93
Lineage: Eukaryota; Fungi; Ascomycota; Eurotiomycetes; Chaetothyriales; Herpotrichiellaceae
Exons: 1
Coding region: 1-252 (83 amino acids)
Source: RefSeq, a predicted model, not a curated record
AUGGCGGAAAGUAGGACUCCGGAGGAGCUGUCCCAACAAGAUGCAACGUUCUUAUUCAUCAACAAUCUCCAAGAAAACCUCGCAAAAUCCGGAUUUGUCAACAGCAUCAAGUCCAGAGAAUCGGUAACAAAGCAGACAAUCACAAAUGAAGCGACAGAAACAACAAUACCGGUGGAAGCAACCAGAUCGAAGAAAGACAGUGCCGCAACGGCCAGAAUCACUCGAUUGAAGCCUCCGACAGCAGGCAAAUAG